AGCCGACAACAGUACAGCAGGAGAGGCAAGACCUAGCAGAUAUUCUGCUCCAUACAAUGCUCGCCGUCAUUUGGAACAGCACCAUGGGGGAGCUGCAUUCCCAGUCCACACUGCAGCUGCAGCACGAUCUGAGCCACAACGUGAAGAUACUUGCAGCAGCUGUCAAGGUCGCAAACAACCAGCUAAAACAACUAGAUGCACGCAUCGCUACCUUGGAGGCAAGGCCUCCCAAGCAGCGCCAGGCUGCACGACAGAUAUGACAGACAUGACGAAGCAGCUCAAUGGGCGCAUGCAUCAUGUCAUCAAUCUCAUCGGCGAUAUAGGUGUUUUCAAUGGGCCAGACACGAUCAGUAGCACGAUGGCCGCCACCAAGACGGACAUCACGAAGCUGCAGACGAAACCGGACGCCGCCACGAAGAAUUACAAGAUGCCGCACUUCGACAUCAGCAAGUUCGACGACCACAACAAGACGGACGCUUUGGCAUGGUGGCAACGUUUCCUCACGGAAGCAUCAUGCCGCACUGUCCCGGCCAACGACAUGAUGAAGGCGCUCUACUUACAACUGAUUGGAGGAGCGCAGGCAUGGAUGAACCUUCUGGCGACUACCCACAAAUGCACCAUCGCCGAACUCCGCACGCACCUCACGUGGAAAGAGUUCGAGAAGCUAUGGUUCACCCGGUUCAUGGUCCGCAACGUCGUGAAGGCGGCCAUGAACGAGGUGUACACCUGCUCGCAAGGGAGUAUGCCAACUCGAGACUGGACAACCAAGUGGCAAAAGAUAGUGACCACGCCAGGCUUCGAUUUGACUUUUCCUAAUCAACGAUCCGAGUUCUUCUCGCGAUCGUGCGCAGGAUUGCGGUCAGCACUCGGUAACGAGUAUGACUAUACCUCGUUCCAGGCUAUCCUGGAUCGCGCAAACCUGGUCAUCCAAACGGACGACAAGGCCGCUAACGAGAAACAAUCCCAGCCGCAUUAUGUGGCUAAGCAGGGCUAUCAACGUGCGGCUCAUAACAAUGCCGUGAUUUCUGAAGAAACAGACGAUCUCCACGCUGCAACAGCAUCCUCGAGUGAUGGAGGAAUUGUAGCAGCGCUCCCGCGAAAGCGUCCCAAGAGAGUUCGGAAGAACAAGGCGACACAAGAGACGGCAUCGACGGGAACUGGGCAGCGGCCAUGGACGGCAUACAAGAUAACCAACGAAGUAUAUGACCUACGUCAACGGUACGGAUAUUGCCUAUGGUUCAAUGGUGUCACUCAUGUGACCGCACAAUGCCCCGAGAAGGGCAAGGCACGCGUACCCCGCCUUGGCCCGCACGUUCGAAGGAAGACGCAACCCAUGCAAGUCACACUCGCGGACGGCCGCACGCAAAAGUCAAUUGACCGAUGCGUCGAUGGCGUUCCGGUAUACUUUGCGCCACUUGCAUGCGAGCCGGUGUCUUUUGACAUCCUCGACACAAAGUUCGACAUGAUUCUAGGCAUGUCUUGGUCGCGUAGCGCCGAUCAUCCGGUGAACUUUCAUGACCGAACCGUUCACAUCCGUGAUCGGAAUGGAGUGUUAGUCCCAUGUACAGUUGCGACCCCUCACACUUCGAUUGCUUGCCACGUGGUUUCCGUUGCGAGAAUUCGCGACGCCAUUGCUCGGAAUGACAUCGAGGAGAUGAGCCUUGUAUUCUUGCAUGCUCUCCCCUCGCCGGACGGACCAGCCGCGUCACCGUYGGACCCACGCAUUUCUCACCUCUUGGACGAGUAUAGAGACGUCUUCGAGGCUCCCACCGGAACGGUUCCGGAUCCGCCCAUACGUCACGGGAUCACUCUCGAUGCUGGCGCCGUUACUCCACGUGUAUGUAUCUACCGCAUGAGCGAAGAGGAACUCGAGGUGCUUCGCGCACAACUCGAUGACCUUCUCGACAAGGGUUGGAUUCGCCCUAGUUGCUCGCCAUACGGUGCCCCUGUUCUCUUCGUCCGGAAGAAGAACAAAGAUUUACGGUUAUGCAUCGAUUAUCGAAAACUUAGUGCACAAACCGUAAAGAACGUCGUCCCUCUCCCUCGGAUUGAUGAUCUUCUUGAGCGGUUAGGCGGCGCGACGUACUUCUCGAAGUUGGACUUGAAGUUAGCUUACCACCAGAUUGAAAUCCAGCCUCAAGACCGGUACAAGACCGCGUUCAAGACGCGGUACGGGCAUUUUGAGUGGGUUGUCAUGCCCUUUGGCCUCACCAAUGCCCCCGCGACUUUCCAAGUAGCGAUGACGAAUGAGUUUCGCGACUUGCUUGAUCGCAGCGUCCUCAUCGACCUUGAUGACAUCUUGGUUUACAGUAGGACGUUGGACGAGCACGUCGAACACCUUCGCGUUGUUCUGGAUCGUUUGCGACUAGCCAAGUACAAAGUGAAUCUCGAGAAGUGCGAAUUCGCCAAGCUAGAGCCUUAGUACUUGGGUCCUUUUCUCACGCCGAAAGGCAUUUGUCCCUUAGCGGACAAGAUCCAAGCC
Chara braunii is the source of this 2482-nucleotide messenger RNA. Lineage: Eukaryota; Viridiplantae; Streptophyta; Charophyceae; Charales; Characeae. The record is from the annotation of a GenBank genome assembly.